Pelmatolapia mariae (spotted tilapia) is the source of this 2000-nucleotide messenger RNA. It is a transcript of the gene ikbip, whose product is annotated as IKBKB interacting protein. Bases 171 to 1397 code for a protein of 408 amino acids. The transcript has 3 exons. The record is from RefSeq and is a predicted model, not a curated record. NCBI's taxonomy places the organism in Eukaryota, Metazoa, Chordata, Actinopteri, Cichliformes, Cichlidae.
CGCACACUCAGUCCGUUAUUUUUGCGUUUUUGAAGUUGAUUUCUACAUUAUGAACUUCUCUCUAAAACAGGAGUCCUGUUUUUCUGUGCAAGGUAACAAACUCUGGUAAGCCCGUUUAACUCUCUAAAUAGGCUAUAAAAAGAUAACCAGCGGUUUAUUACUGCGCUAAAAUGCCUACUGAACUAAAGCAGAGGAGGAAGACGCAGGCACAGAAGCAAAGCGAUGAACCAUCAGAAGGCUCAAACGGGAAAGAAGAAACGCAGAAAGUGAAGACUGAAGCAGGAGACAAGACAGGAGCGAGCAAAACGCCCUCGGGCCUGGACGUUAGAAGUCUAAUGUGCUUGUUGUCGCUCGCAGCUUGUGGGGCUCUGAGCUGGUUGGUGCUGCAGCAGAAUGAGAAAUUUUCCCAGAUUGAGGAAAAAUACAGAUCUCUACACGGAAAAACUUCCAGUCUGUUCGACAUGGAGGAGGAGAUUGUCAGAGUUUCCAAAAAGCUUGCCGCCUCUGAGGAUGACCUACAGGAUGCGCUCUCCACCAUCUCCCUGGUGACAAAACUCCAGCAGGACAUCUCCACCCUCCAUGCUGCUGUCACGACAAUACAGGUUGAUGAAAGCUCUGCCUCCCGUGAUCUGGAGAAGGUCAACGCCCACUUCCUCAACGUGACUGAGACGUGGCAAGAGAGUCUGGCAGCCAUCAACUCCGAUCUCACCUCCCUCAAGGUCGAGUCCAGGGACGCUCAUGCUGGAGCCACAGAGCGGGUGAAUGAAGCCGAGCGGAGAAUCCGUUCGCUGGCGGAGAGGCUGGAGGAGCUCAAGGACAGCACAAAGAGGAACGCCCGAGCUCUGGAGCGCACAGAGGAGGACGACGUCAAGCGAGCGCAGGAUCAGCUGGACUGGAACACCAAGCAGAUCCACAAGCUGGAGGAGCAGAUCGGCAUCCUGAACAAGAGGGAGGCCGAGCUGAGCUCUCAGCUCCAGGAACACAUUCCCCGUGCGAGGGCAUGCGAAGAGCAUCUGCCGGAGGUAGAGGAGGCGGUGCGCUCCAUCCUCAAACUAGGUGGAGAUCUAAGCGGGGUGGAGAAGAGGCUGGAGGAGGUGACCUUGCAGGUGUUUGGCACUGAGGACAGCAUGCUGAAAGCAACAAAUGAAAUCCUCGAGAUCAGACAGGAGCUGGACACCCUGCAGGCUCAAAACAGCAUCAUGAAGAUGAAAAAUGAGUUGUCCGUGGUUAAGGAGGCGGUCCGUGAACUCACCAUGGUGUUGAGGGAAAGUGGGGUUGACAGCCAAAUGAACUCUGACGCUCUGGAGGAAGUGGAAUGGAACGAGGAGGAGGAGGAGUGGGAGAAAGAUGAAGAGGAUAAAUUGACCGAGCCUUUUCUUGAUGACCUCACUGAAUGAUGUCAUUGGGUUUUUUUGUCCACUAGGAAAAAUGAGUAGGAAUGUCCUGUUUAACUGUACGCUGUAAACCCCUUAAGUUGAGUUUAGUAUUAUGUCUGUAAACUUUGUACCUCACUUUAAUGUCAGAAAACUAGCCUGAUGUCAACAUGAGCUCAUGAAAACACUGCACUGUAUUACAGAAGUUGGAUACAUUUACCUUUGUGCACCAUUUUAUUAAAUAUGCCCGACUACUCUCAAGGUAUCCAUAUGCACUGAUACAGUUUUACAGCAUUAAAUGUGCCAGUCUUUGUUCAGUCUUCUCUGCUUUUCUCUGUUUUAUUCAACUGUAAACUGGAUAUUUUUUAGGUUUUAAAGUUUUGAUUGAGAACAAAGCAGUUUCAUAUCACCACCUUUGAUGCAAGGUCGUCAUUAUUGGCCAUUUUCUUUGCGUGUUUUUGUUGUUUAAACAGCAAAAGAUUCCCUGAUCAGUUGGAAACAAGCAAUAAUGAACAGCGUCAAUAAAAUUUCUAAGUGUUAGAUUAGAUUUUAAACAGAAGAAGCUUUGCAAAUAUCAAGAUAAUCCGCAUAUUUGAAUGUCACAUUUCCAUCUUGUUCUGGUGUCAC